CUUUGCUGACUUUCUUCUAGCCCCAUUGUUUUUUUGUGUGGCUUUCUUGAGUCCUAGUAUCCCAAAGAAAUUGCGGGUUGUCGACCAGGGUGUCGAUUCUCUUCAUCUGUUCGCUGCACUUGGUGUACGAUUGCAUCGUCGACUUGGUGCAUCAGUUGCAUACAACAGGCGUGGUCCUGGACUAGGCCAUCUCAGCGACACUGUCGAACAACGCCUCAGCUAGAAGAAAAAGAUCAGGAACGCGAUUACCCAAGCACUCGCGCAAACUCCACCUACAAAUACGUAUCGCAAAUCUAUAAAAUGUUCAAAACUCCGCAGUUCAAUUGGUACGGCCGAGGGCGAAGCCUACGUAUAGCCAUCACGAUUGCCUGCCAGCUCGCCUUUGUACUUUUCGGUUACGACCAGGGCGUCUUCAGCGGCAUCGUCGGUAAUGCGGAUUUCCUGGACACUUUCGGUCACCCUUCUCCGGGAUUGGAAGGGAUCAUCGUUUCCAUCUACAAUCUAGGAUGCUUCACGGGGUGUAUUUUGAGUUUUGCAUUCUGCGAGAAAACGGGGAGAAGACUGGCCAUGUGGAUAGCUAUGGUGUGGAUUAUAGUUGGUGCGAUUCUACAGACCACGGCUUACUCUGUGCCGCAUAUGAUGAUCGCGCGCUUCAUCACCGGAAUCGGUACAGGAAUCGAGACCUCGACGGUUCCAAUGUACCAAUCCGAACUCUGCGAGGCUUUCAAGCGUGGGCGUUUAGUUUCUUCGGAGCCGCUAUUUGUGGGAGUCGGUAUUGAGAUUGCAUACUGGUUUGAUUAUGGCAUGAGCUUCACGGCCGGCUCUAUUGCGUGGAGACUUCCGAUUUCCUGCCAAAUGGUAUUCGCUAUACUCGUCAUCAUCAUGGUCUUCGGUCUACCCGAGUCACCUAGAUAUCUGUACAAGCAUGGCCGCAGCGAGGAGGCGCUUUCGAUCCUAUGCGACGUAUACGACGGAACACCCGAAAGCCCUAAGAUCGCAAAGGAGAAUCGGGAGAUUAUGGAAGCGUUGAAAGUCGAACAGGAGCAUGGCGAGUAUAGGUGGAGUCAACUACUCAAGAAAGACAAGGUGCAAACAGGAAGACGAGUACUGUUGGCUUAUGGAAUGCAGUUCAUGAACCAAAUGGGCGGGAUCAACCUGGUUGUCUACUACAUCACAUCAGUGCUACAACUCAACGUGGGCCUCGACCGGAACCUGUCCUUGCUUCUCGGCGGCGUCAUCAAUCUGAUGUUCUUCAUCGGAUCUCUCUACCCCACGUUUUUCCUCGAUCGGAUUGGUAGGCGGAAGCCAAUGAUGUGGGGUUCCUUCGGACUUGGUGUAUCGAUGAUGUUGAUCGCCAUCCUGCUCAGCUUCCGCGGGUCAGCCGUCGAGAAGCCCACCGCGUCUGCCAGUGUGACCUUCUUUUUCACGUAUAUGCUUAUCUUCGGCAUGACGGCAAACUGUAUCCCGUGGGUUUAUGUCCCCGAGAUCUUGCCUUUGCAUGUCCGCGCAAAGGGAACAGCGGUUGGAAUAUCGGCCAACUGGAUCUGGAAUUUCUUUGUGGUCAUGAUUACACCAACACUUCUGAACAGUCUGGCGUGGAAGGGCUAUCUCAUCUUCAUGGUGCUGAACUUCUGUUUUGUGCCGCUCGUCUACUUUUGCUACCCUGAAACUACAAAUCUCACGCUCGAAGAGAUCGAUUGGUUGUUCUACGAAGGCGAUGUGGUGAAAAGGAGUAAGCGAGUGGCGAAGGAAGGAUGGGGUGAGGCAGAAGGCUGGGGCUCCGUUGCGGAGAGGCGCGGACAAGGAGCAAGUCCAGUCAUGGUGGACACAGGAAGUCAGCAGAGCGGAAAAGUAGAUGAUGGCGUUGAGAAGAUUGAAGUCAGGAAAUGAGCGCUCUGCCACUUUCUUGUAGUUGAAUAUGAGACAAUGAGCGAUCAAAUUUGUGUACGAACCAGGUAUCCUGGUGUUUUGCACUAUACUACAAACUCUGAAUAUAUUGAGAUACGCGGACUGCGAUCCAUGAAAUGAGUUUCUCAAUUUUGACAAGUGUGCACGAAUCAUCUCUUUUGUUGAGGAAUGCAACAUUAUUGAAGCAGAUGGAAGAAUGUAAUUACUGUGAGCCCCAUCUUUGAUCCGGACGGAUGGCAUCGUAGGAUCCAGGCCCACGGCUAAACACUUUUACAAAAUCCUGGCGUAUAUGUAUGGUGAUGAUGGGAUCUUAUAGGCCUGGAAGAGUGAGUGGAUCCAAGAGAUAACGUCCGCGGAGUGCAAGCCCACGCGACUUGUCCGUUCUUAGCGAGCCGCCGUCGACGCUUCAACUCCAGGUUUUCAACAUUGCUCCACCUCCCCACGGGACUCUCCAUUGCCACUAAUUUUCUCGAACGUCCCCACAUACCGAGGCUCCUCACAUGUCCUUCUGGCCAUUCCUGACCAAAGCACGGGAGCAAACGAUGAACCAAAAGGCAUGCUGAGCCACGAACACCUACAGUAAAGAUCAGAACUUCGUCGCUCGGCUGAACCGAGCGGUACUUUGAAUCAACCGGUGCAAACUCCUUCGUCUAGAGACCUUCUAUAUGGGCGACAUGGAAUGAAAACAACGAUGCAAUGUUCACGACGUUAGCAUCGACCCACUUCUCAUUUCCAGCCCAUCGCAAUGUGUCGAGUCACGCCAGAAUCGGAAUAAAAACUACAUGCGUCUCAGCUCGGAUAUACAUGUUCAUUAAAGGAAACCCCAACAAAAGACUUCAUCCUGCACAAACCAUUGCGCGAUUUCUGUACUUCUGCCCAAAUCGAUAUUCCCUUGGCCCGUACUUCCGAAGUCACUUCCACACAGUCUCGGAAUCCCAUCUCACA
Periconia digitata is the source of this 2853-nucleotide messenger RNA. Lineage: Eukaryota; Fungi; Ascomycota; Dothideomycetes; Pleosporales; Periconiaceae. The record is from the annotation of a GenBank genome assembly.